Messenger RNA from Ricinus communis (castor bean), 961 nucleotides. RefSeq lists its product as uncharacterized. The record is from RefSeq and is a predicted model, not a curated record. Gene Ontology annotation, molecular function: enzyme inhibitor activity. The transcript has 2 exons. Bases 72 to 806 code for a protein of 244 amino acids. Lineage: Eukaryota; Viridiplantae; Streptophyta; Magnoliopsida; Malpighiales; Euphorbiaceae.
UUGUUGUCUCUGCUUAAAAAAAAAUUUAAAAGAAGGAAAAGAAAAAGAGAAUAAACUUAAUAAGGGAGAAGAUGAUGGAGCUCAAAAAAGUCUUCCUCCUCUUCGUCUCCUCUUCUCUUAUCUUAUUUAUUGCAGAGUGCCACGAACCUUCUCCUUCUCCUUUUCCAUUGCCAGUAUCUUCAAUAUCAAGUUCACCUGAUCAGGCUCCGUCGUCAUCAUCUGAUGUUGAAUCACCUGCACCCGCACCAUCAUCUUCUGCUGAAGCCCCAAGCGGAUUGCCAUUACUAUUCAAGUCUAUGCCAUCGGGACCGCGCAAUCCUGUCCUGGUGAAGAUAUGUGGCACAACUGAUCAUCCACAGGAAUGUCUAGCCUCAGUCUCCCCUUUCCAGACAGGAGAAUCGGACCCUGUUUCUGUCCUGAAAAUGGAAAUGCAAGCACUCUAUCAGGGUUUCGAAAAAGCAUUUGAUAAGGCUACAGAGAUCAGCGAGCACCCGGAUACACCUGCGUCCAUUAAAAUGUGCUUGGAUACAUGCCUUGAGAUGUAUGAUUCAGGGCUUAUUGACCUCCAAGAUGCCAUCUCUGCACUUUCAAAUCAUGAUAUCGAUAAGCUUAAAACUGUACUCAGUGCCACUCUAUCCGACAUUGACACCUGCGACGAAGCAUUCAUGGAAGAAUCCGAUACUCACUCCCCAAUGAAGGAGAUCGAUGACGAGUUGACCAAGAUUGCUAGCAACAACUUGGCCAUUGCGAAUGCAUUGCUCCGCUCAAAGCAAGAGGGCCAUUCCUUUUUCUCUGUUUUCCAAUAAUAAGAGGAUCAUGCACGUACGCAUCGUCUCGCACCUCGUAAUGCAUUCGGCUUAGGCAAAAAAUUUAUUGUUUUAUUUUAUUUUCUUUUAAAAUUAUAUGAUUAUGUUGAAAAUAACUGAAAAUUUCUGCUAUAAUAACAGUUUUUGUUGGUUAA